Molecule: messenger RNA, 978 nt
Organism: Cyclocybe aegerita
Lineage: Eukaryota; Fungi; Basidiomycota; Agaricomycetes; Agaricales; Hemipholiotaceae
Source: the annotation of a GenBank genome assembly
AUGUCGGCCAUCGAUCGUGCAGGCAACGCGUUCCGUAUCGAGCUCCACGACGGAGCGCCGUUGCAUGCGCCCAACAUCCUCGACGUCCGGCUUCCCUGGUCUCAACUUGUCGCGCUUGAGCUCGUGGACAUUCCCUUGGCGCCCGACGUGGUCCUCAUCCUCAUGCAUCGCACCGCAAGGACCGUUGUUGAAGAAUCCUUCCACGUUGAUUUCAACGGCGGUAUUGCGAGCGGCCCUCAUUCCACCCACACCGCCGGUGGUAUAUCGAUGGACGUUCCGGCGGUCACGAUGGCGAGGUUGAAGAAGUUGAAGAUUAUUCUUGGAGGAGAGACGCUCGAGGCGAAUUUCUUCGACCGAAUCCAUAUUCCUCAGCUUCGUGACCUCUGCAUCGAGCUGAGCUUGCGCCAGGGGUGGAACCCACGAUCCUUCACCACAUUCGUCGCGUCCUCGACCAAAUUGGAGCAACUCGCGCUCGUCGACUCUCCGUAUCACAUAAAAAACGUAGAGCGCACCUCCGCGCGCCUUUAUCCGCAGUUCCGACUCACCUAUCUCGAGCUCGAAUCAUUGCUCGAGUCCACCCCGAAUAUCCACACCCUCCACCUCCCGCGUAGCAUCCUCGUCCACGCCACCACUCUAGAGAAGCUUGCAAAUGGGACGCUGCUACCCUCGCUACACGUUCUCGGGGCGACGACGAGCAGUAUCAGGAACGCGGAGGAGUUCUUGAUCAUGCUUACGACACGGAUGACGGUGGUCAAUGUCGAAAACGCGAAGCGUGAUGGAGUUAACCUCGAUCCCGGUCCCUCAACUUUCAGCGGCAUUGGCGGAGGUCUUGAUGAGGAAGAGGUGAGAGCGUUGACACCGAUUACGUCCCUCAUUCUCAAGAUGCCGUUUGCUGAGAGGAAUGGAUUCUUGGACGACGUCGUACCGAAGUAUCAACCACUUCUUGGGGGCGUAGAUAUUCGGGUUGAAAACUUCUGA